AUGUCAUUUCUCUUCAAAUAUUCUGCAGUUCUGCAGAUCAUCAAGAAUAUUGAGAAGACAGCCCUGCUCUCUGAGUAUGUCAAUCUGCUUGCUGCUGAGAUGAAACCCGAGACAGCAGACCAGAAAAUGCAGGAUUUUGAGGCACAGGUUGACCUGGCUGAGAGAGAGCAGUGA
Molecule: messenger RNA, 174 nt
Organism: Blastomyces gilchristii SLH14081
Lineage: Eukaryota; Fungi; Ascomycota; Eurotiomycetes; Onygenales; Ajellomycetaceae
Exons: 2
Coding region: 1-174 (57 amino acids)
Source: RefSeq, a predicted model, not a curated record